AUGUCUACUAUUCAAAGGAGGAGAAAUAGGGUGGUGUGUAUCCAAGAUGAAAACGGGGUCUGGAGUUCGGGAGAGCAUAAUGUUCGCACAACUUUUGACAGGUACUUUCGUAAUCUCUUCACUACCAAUGGUCCCCGAGAGAUGAGGAAUGUUGUGGAAUGUGUAAACCCGGUGAUAUCUAAUGCAAUGAAUACAGAUUUUCUUAGACCUAUUGCCCCACAAGAAAUCAAGGAUGUUGUGUUUGAGAUGGGAGCUCUCAAGGCUCUAGAGGUUUAG
Prunus armeniaca (apricot) is the source of this 276-nucleotide messenger RNA. The record is from the annotation of a GenBank genome assembly. NCBI's taxonomy places the organism in Eukaryota, Viridiplantae, Streptophyta, Magnoliopsida, Rosales, Rosaceae.